AUCACAUCACAUCACCCCAGCUUAGCGUCAAAUAAAUAAAUAAUUCAACUGCCACCAACAUGAAGAAGGCUAUGCACUCCAGCUCAUAAUUUCCCAGCCGAUAAAACCGCCACCCAACUGAUACUCAAACAUAACAACCCUUCACUCCACUCCUCUCCUCUCUCCUCCAUAUAACCGGCCGGGUUCAACAACUGCUGCUUCGACCAUCAGUUCAGCCAGCGACGAACGACGACGACGACCCAGAAGAUAUAUCAUAUCAUCGACAUCUCCUCAUCAUCACCGCCAGAGCGAACCUUCAGGAUUGGUGCAUCUCUCUCUCUCUCUGGCUUGAUCUCCUUUGUUGUUGAUUUUUUGAUUUCUUUUUUUCUUGUUUCUCUGGCUUGAUUGAAUUGAUUGCGAUACUCUCCACACCAGCAACCCGAUCGCCCGAUCCCCUUCCCACAGGCUUUCUCUCCUCCCUCCCUCUCUCUCUCUCUCUUGACCCCCCAGAGAGUCUCUCCUAUAUUUACAUAUCUAUAAAGACCCCCUCCUGCAUCCUGGCUUUCCUCGUAUCUUCAUCCUCAUCGGCCUCAGAACAUCGACCCCAAAGAUCCUGAUCGACUUGCCUAUUACCUCGAUCAUCUCCCCCAGCCCAGUCCCCCAAAAAAAAAGCAGACAAACCAUUGUUUUGAUUCCUGAUCCUACUCGGUCUCGUUUAGAUAUCAACCCAACACCUCUCCUCCUACUCCCUCUAGUUGACCGCUUUCCAUUUGAUUCAAUAAACCCUCAAAAAAAGAACCAUCAUCACAUAGAAUUUCUUUUUCUCCUACAUAUUCCAAAAAGCAAAACCACCAAAAAAGAAACCGUUCGAUAAACCAAGGUUGUUUCCCACUUUCACUUUCUUACUCACAAUACAUAGAUCAAGGACUCUUCUCUUUUUUUUACCUCUCUCGUUUGUACCUCUGAUCAUCUCCAAUCCCAAUCCGUAUAGAAAACUCUUUCUCCUCUCCCCCAGCUUAUAUAGAUUUGUUUUGUUACAUAAAUUAUCCAUCCGAUCACGACCCCAAUAAUUAUUCUCCGACUUCUCACAAUCAAUCGGGCUCUCAUAUCGGCAGAGUUUAUAACACUCUAUCAAGACAUCGGACCAAAUACCAUUAAACACACAUUAUCUAUUUUUCCCAGCAUCCACACUUUGCUCAUUCUUUGUUUUCAUUUUAAUUUUGUAUGUUCUUUUUUUGUUUUUCUUACAAUUGAAGCGCCCCUCCCAUCAUCAAACUCAAAAAAAAAGAUCUUCACACCCUGAUCGGCUACGUGUUUUUUUUUCUCUCCCUUCCGCUCGACAACCUAUUCUCACACCCCCCCUCCCCUGACGUGCGAAUUGAUUCAUAUACACACACAUAGAAAAAAAAACAGCAAUAGUAAUAUAGAGUUUUCAUUCAUUUCUUCUUCAUCGCAGGGCAUCCUCAUCCAACUGAAGGGCCAUCCCAUCCCAUCCCAUCUUACAUAUAUAUAUAGGCACUGUCUUUCGGGAUUAUCAUCCCCGCCCCACUCCAGCCACUCCCCCAGCAUACCGUAACAAUUCUCAUCUUACAAGAAAGAAAACAAAACAAACUGAUCCGUCCUCUUUCCUUUGGGCGACGGUAGAAAGAUCUACAUAGACCAUCCUUCCAACCCUUUUCAUCGUCUUGAACAACCCACCACCACCACCACCCACCAAAAAAGAACAAAAACAAAACCAUGUACAUGGAUCCCUACACAGCCAGCGGCAAUCCCGCGAUCGACCCCAGCCUUCCACGCCACUCCUCGGGAUCACCAAACCUUGUUGAUUCGAAUGAUAAACAGAUUCAGAAUCAGCCGGAGCUUGCUGAGGAUGAGAACGAAGAAGAAUCCAACUUUGGCGAAAUCGGGAUGUUUGGCGAUUUCUGUCUAAUGUGUGGUGAGAUGAUCGAUGGCGAGGUCUUUGAUGGUAGCGCUUAUUGCUCCGAGGAAUGCGAAUAUCAUCAACGUAUCACCUCCGAAUCUGACUGGUGUGAUCUGAGUUUGGAAGGUUAUCAACUUCCAAGUUAUGGUUGUUCAACAGCUGUUUCGUCAGCCAGAACGAGUCCAUUGAAUUCGCCGAAUCUACAAGCCUCGGGAAGACUGGCGAUUCUUUGCUCGGGUCCCCCGCCCUGUGAAUUACUCUUGCCGCUAGAUUUGGGCGAAAGGUUGUUAGGUGCGAAGGCGGUAGCCGAGCGAUACUUGGAAAAUCGACCCAAGUCGUGGCAGGAGGAAGGAGAAGAGACGGAGGAGGGGAAGAUGAAGAAGAAGAAGAAAGAGGAUGUCGAGGAACGGAUCAGCGGUGCUGAUGAAGGGGUCGAGGAAGCGGGAGACCGAAAGCGCGCCGGCGCCGGCCAGUCUUCUUCAUCCCUUCAUUCUUCGACCAUCACCCCAUCCCAAAAACCAUUGGUCUCAACUGGCUCCCAUCUCAAGUCCCGUCCCGCACUGGCCCAACUGAGCGACCUCGAAGACUUCUGGGGUCCACCGAGCAAGCAGACCGCUUCGACCAGUCGGCCUGCCAGUCCACAUUCUCUCGCCUCGAUCGACCCGCCCUUGCCUAGCUCCUCAACCGUUAAUCCAAACUCUGGUCAGACUCUUUCUAGCUCUCGUCGUAGAGUCUCUGAGCCGGUCUUCAGUCACUCCCAGCCGAUCGAAGUCUCCCCCUCUAAUCCUCAUCUCUACCACUCUUCCUUCUCGCUCACCUCUCUCUCUUCUCUCUCUCCCUCUUCUUCGCAAGAAUGUGCUCAGUCUUGUUGCUCUACUCAUUUCGUUUGAGAAAAAUCCUCCCUUCCAGCUUCCUUACUUCACUACUUCCUACCUCUUUCUUCUGCUUUUCUUUCUACCUUUUUUUGGAAGCGGGUUUUCCUUUUCCUUUUUU
Molecule: messenger RNA, 2893 nt
Organism: Puccinia graminis f. sp. tritici CRL 75-36-700-3
Lineage: Eukaryota; Fungi; Basidiomycota; Pucciniomycetes; Pucciniales; Pucciniaceae
Exons: 3
Coding region: 1717-2790 (357 amino acids)
Source: RefSeq, a predicted model, not a curated record